AUGCAGGCCGUUGUCUUCAAAGGUCCUCUCGAGGUUGCUCUCGAGGAGCGUCCCAUUCCUCAGAUCCAGGAUCCCACCGACGUGAUCGUCAAAGUACGCUACACUGCACUAUGUGGGAGUGAACUACACGUCUUCCGCGGCCACCAGCCCUCCACAACCGGCUUCAUCAUGGGCCACGAGUUCACCGGAGAAAUCGUCGAAUCCGGCUCAGAAGUCCACAAUUUCCAUACUGGUGACCUAGUCGUCUCGCCAUUUACUGUGAGCUGCGGGGAAUGCUUCUACUGCGUGCGAGGUUGUUCCUCUCGCUGCGCCAAGAGCCAACUCUACGGUUCUGCGGUUCUGGAUGGCGGACAGGCAGAUUAUGUCCGUGUCCCGUUGGCGGACUCGACGCUGGUCGCUGCGCCGAAGGAAAUCGAUGAGAAGAAGCUUGUGCUUAUGGCGGAUAUUUUCCCCACGGGUUAUUUUGCCGCUAACAAUGCAUUCAAGGGAAUGGAUGAAGCUACGGUGCAGGAGAGUACGGUGAUUCUGUUCGGAUGUGGACCGGUGGGGAUCUGUGCGUUGAUCAGUGCGCUGGAAUAUCGGCCGAGGCAUCUUAUUGCCGUUGAUAGUGUUCCCGAUCGGUUGGAGUUGGCGGGACGGUUAGGGGCCGAGCCGUGGAAUUUCCAGACGCAGGCAGAUGGGUUAAGAGACAGGGUGAAGGAAUUGACGGAGGGCAGAGGAGCCGAUGUGGCGAUUGAGGUGGUGGGACAUAGUAGUGCGCUGGCUAUGGCGUUUGAGAUGUUACGGCCCUGGGGACGGAUCUCGAGUGUGGGAGUGCAUAAUGGCGAGAUUCCGUGGACGGGCAACCAGGCCUACGGGAAGAAUCUUCAGAUUCAGAUGGGGCGAUGCCCGGUUCGGAGCACUUUUGAAGAUGCGUUGAAGCUGCUGGUUCAGAAGCAGGAUAAUCUUGAUUUCAUGGUAACCGACGUGCGACCAUUAUCGGAGGCUGUCCAAGCAUACGACGAUUUCAACCAUAUGCGAUCGCAGAAGAUCAUCUUCGAGGGCGGAAAGUGA
Aspergillus tubingensis is the source of this 1053-nucleotide messenger RNA. Its product is annotated as alcohol dehydrogenase family protein. Gene Ontology annotation, molecular function: oxidoreductase activity; zinc ion binding. NCBI's taxonomy places the organism in Eukaryota, Fungi, Ascomycota, Eurotiomycetes, Eurotiales, Aspergillaceae. Bases 1 to 1053 code for a protein of 350 amino acids. The record is from RefSeq and is a predicted model, not a curated record. The transcript has 5 exons.